Molecule: messenger RNA, 3438 nt
Organism: Megalobrama amblycephala (Wuchang bream)
Lineage: Eukaryota; Metazoa; Chordata; Actinopteri; Cypriniformes; Xenocyprididae
Product: X-linked interleukin-1 receptor accessory protein-like 2
Exons: 5
Coding region: 226-930 (234 amino acids)
Source: RefSeq, a predicted model, not a curated record
CUGCUCUUAACACUCUUCUUUAAUAUUUCAAUUACUUUGUAAACAUUUGGCAGUCCAAAACAUCCAGUACUAACUUCAAAAGAAGUUUCAUUCACUUUGUCCAUUUUCUUGGAUGGGAGGUGCUCUUUUUGGACGCUGGUGAUGCUAGAUAUGUUAAAGUUUUAAAAGGAAGUUAGGGUUUAUUCUUAUGUUUUCUGGUUUCUUGUAGCUACACACAACUGAAAGAUGAAGCUCGCUGGAUUUAUGCUCCUUCUCAUCAAUUCAGUGGCCUCCAUCAAUCUCAAAUACAUCUCCAAGAGGAACUCAGUUGACGGAUGUAUAGACUGGUCAGUGGACUUGAAGACGUAUCGUGUGUUGGCCGGAGAGCCUCUGAGGGUGAAAUGUGCUCUGUUCUACAGCUAUAUACGCACCAACUAUAGCGUCGCCCUGAAUGCCAAGCUGCGGCUCAUCUGGUACAGGAACAAGGGUGAUUCUGAGGAGCCAAUCAUCUUCUCGGGUCACCGGCUGAGUAAGGAGGGAGAUUCCAUUUGGUUCCGCUCAGCACAAAUGGAGGACAAUGGAUUUUACACUUGUGUGCUCAGAAACUCAACAUACUGUAUGAAGGUGUCCAUGUCACUGACGGUUGAGGAGAGUGAAGAGGGACUCUGCUUUAGCAGUCGAAUACGUUACCAGGAGAGGGCCGAGAUCACCAAAAGCAAAAUGAUCACCUGCCCUGACAUCGAUGACUAUCUUGCCCCCUACAAGCAGCCUAUCAUGACCUGGUACAAGGAGUGUCAGAGGAAAGAGUGGAGGAGCUCCAUAAUCAUCAACACCACCAGUCUAUGGAUCCCAGAGGUGCAGGAAGAUGAUGGAGGAAAUUACACAUGUGAACUUAAAUAUGGCAGCAGAGUUGUGAGACGGACCACGGAGCUCAAAGUCACAGGAAAAUAGUGAUGACACUGAUUCCUCCACUGGGGUCCAUCCAUCCAUCCAUCCAUCCAUCCAUCCAUCCAUCCAUCCCAAUAAAGUGCUCUGUAGAAUGUGAAUGUACACUCUAAGAAGAAAAGGUUCAAAAAUGAACUUUUUAAGGUUCCUGGCGAUUGCAACUGUGGGGGAACCUUAAAGGUUCAUUUUUGAACCUUUUUAAAAAGGUUCUAAUUGGAACCUUCACUUAAAGGUGCAUUAAAGCCUCAUUAAGGUUCCAUUUUGAACCUUUUCCUUUUAGAUAGCAAUAACAUAUAUUAAUAAUAAUUAUUAAAAUAUAAUAUAAAUUAUACAUUAACUAUAUGUCUUAUAUAAAACUUAUAUAACUAUAUCUUAAUCCCAUUUCAAAACAUUGAAUACAGAACACAAUGAUUGUCUAUAAAAUGUUUAAUACAUAAAUAUAAUGAGCACAGGCACCAAUGGACAGAGAAAAAAGGAAUAUUGUUUUUUAUCAUUCAAAUAAAUAAAUAAACAAUCAAAUAAAUAAAUCAUUUCAUUCAUUAAUCUAUAAAUUUCCAUCAACCUUUAACAGAAUGUAGCUGAAUAUCUAUCAUUUUUAUAUUAUUUUUAAUCAUUUAAUUUUUAAUUUAUAUAUAAUUUUUAAUAUAAUGUUUAAACAGGACAUUAAACAGGACAAAGAAUGUUAGAGUGUUUCUCGGCUUUGAAGCAUAUUCAAGGUUGAAGAUGAAGUACAUUGUGGUGACCUGGUCAUAUCGUCUACUUCACAGACCUUCUCCCCUUGCAUCUAGAGCUUAGAUCGGGCCCAACAAAUCAAGCCCGACCCUACCCGAGCCCGAGCACGUUGUGUCCGAGCCCGGCCCGGCCCGACACGUCCACUGUAAUUAUGAGCCCGAGCCCGAUUUAAACCCGACCAUUUUUAAUAUGUGGGCCGUUAUAACCAGGGGCGGCGCCAGAUUUAUUUAUUUUUUUUAACACAGGUGCUGCUGUGCUAGAUCAUUUAGGCUACAGGGGGGAGCUGCGCAGUUAUAUAAAUUAUAUAAAUACUAUUAAUAAAUGAGCAAAAAUUGGCCACUCAAUAUUAAAUAUUAAAUUAAUUAUCAUAAUUAAAGUUUUAAUUUUAUUAAAUUGAACAAGCUCAACAUUCAGCAUUCAAUCAAAUAUUCUUAAAGAUUAAUUAUUAUUAAUAAUGUUACUUCAACAUAUUGUUAUUUCAACAUAAUAUGUGUGUGAGCAACAAGCAAGAUGUGCGUUUGUAAAUUCGGUGACAGGGUGUGUUACCAGUUUCAAAAGGUGUGUGACCGCGGCGCGCCGGCGCCUCUAUGUCAUAAUUACAUUGUCUGCUAUAUUGCUUUUUAUGUAUUAAAUCCAGGUAAUUGGAUGAUGAAAAAUGUAUUAAAAUUAAGAUACAAUUUAUACUAAACGAAAUUCACUUUAAAGAAAAUCUUUCUUCAAAACAAAACUUAACAAACUUGAAACUAAAUGUGCUUAUUUAAUGGCUAAAACACUAGACUACAGACUCUCUUUUUGUACAAAUUGCAGCACAUUCAUUUAAUUCUGAAUUUUGUUUACAUGUAAGUUGAAAAGCAUUUGUUUGUGCAUAGUAAACAUAUCUGUAACAUUUAUCAAGUUCAUAAUUGUGCGUGCAUUUAUUAAUUAUUAUCUUAAUGAAUAAUACGACAAGGAAGAAGCAUGUAAACUGCGUUGUUUGUUUAUUAAAACUAGUUUAAAAUGUUUCCAUACCUCCGAUUUUCCUCCAGACUUGCUCAAAAUUAAUUCUCCUGUUUUAAUUUUUUUCUUUGCUUCUUCAAGCUCCAUGUUGUACUUAAGCCUCGUUUACACUGUUCGUAUGGCUCCGACAAGGUUUUGUUCCAUCCUCUGAGCGGUGUCAACUCACACCAGAAGCAUUUCAGAAGUGAAGCGGCUGGAUUCCCAAAACCACAAGAUUUGCCUGGCCAACAUUGUUUUCGUUAAAUUUUUCAUGUUUUUAAUGGCUAAAUGGUUAUAUUUUGUCCGGUUUGAUUGUGUUUAUUGCUAUACCAUACUUUAUUUUGCUGUAGCCAUACAGAUGAAGUUAACACACUUAAAAUUCCAGUUAUGGACAACAAAAACAAAGAAAUUUCAAGUUUUUCAACUUCGAAUCUCUUGUCUUCAGUUUCUGUCAUUGUAGUGAUGUGAAAUAUCAGCAGGAGUUUACUUAGGGUGAUUAUUUUGACUUUAUUUUGUAUUUGAGCUGCGCGUCAAAAAUAGGCGAGGCGCCUAUCUUUAGCGAAGCGGCGCGGUGAGCCCCUUCUGGGACGCUUCUCAAACGCACCGCGGCGCCGUAACGUAACGUGCCGCACACGCGUGCAGUGUAAACGAGGCUUUAAGCUACUGAAUAGUACAGCACGCACAGCAGGUGUGAUGCGUCACGCGUGCGAGACUGCGAGUGCGAGUGGACGAGACGCUGCGCAUGACACGUGACGUGCUUUAUCAAGGGCCCGGCCCGACCCGGCCCGAGGACGGUGGCAGGAAAUA